Messenger RNA from Hemibagrus wyckioides, 1519 nucleotides. It is a transcript of the gene capns1a, whose product is annotated as calpain, small subunit 1 a. NCBI's taxonomy places the organism in Eukaryota, Metazoa, Chordata, Actinopteri, Siluriformes, Bagridae. The record is from RefSeq and is a predicted model, not a curated record. The transcript is spliced from 11 exons. The coding region runs from base 187 to 834 and encodes 215 amino acids. Gene Ontology annotation, molecular function: calcium ion binding.
CUUUAUGUGGAGAUGACUAAAUUAUGACCACGCCCAUAUGUACGGUACGUAACGACGUAGCCCACCCCCUUGCGCUACGAGUAUAAAUUAUCCGCAGUCUCCUCAGUCGCGUUCAGAGGUUGGACCAGCUGGUACACUCUGCUUUUUUUUCCUUCUUCACCGAGCUGAAGUGACUCGACGCCGAAGAUGUUUCUUAGGAAGCUGCUUGGUGGGAUCGUCGAAGUGGUCAGCAACAUCGAUCCCGGCCAGUUCGGGCCCUCCGAACCUCCUCCUCCUCGCAGACCGUUGGCGUAUGUCCAGGCUAAUGAGACAGAUGAGGAGCGAAAGUUCCGUGGUGUGUUUCAACAACUCGCCGGCGACGACAUGGAAGUGAGUCCCCAUGAGCUGAUGAACAUCCUCAACAAGAUCAUCGGCAAACGUGGUGACUUGAAGACCGAUGGCUUCUCUAUUGAGUCCUGCAGGAGUAUGGUGGCUGUCAUGGAUAGCGACAGCACGGGCAAACUGGGCUUCGAAGAGUUCAAGUACCUCUGGAACAACAUCAAGAAGUGGCAGGCCAUCUAUAAGCAGUUUGAUACCGAUCAGUCCGGCACGAUCGAAGCUAGCGAGCUGCCACGCGCAUUCCAAGCUGCAGGCUUCCCCCUGAACGACCAGCUCUUCAAGAUGAUGGUCCGCAGGUACAGCGACGGGAACGACAACAUGGACUUCGAUAACUACAUCGGCUGCCUGGUCCGUCUGGACGCCAUGUGCCGUGCCUUUAAGACACUGGACAAAGACAACAGCGGCACCAUUAAAGUCAACAUCAAAGAGUGGCUGCAGCUGACCAUGUACUCAUGAGCAACUCACCGUGCCUGGAUCUCUAACAACGCUCUAUGUUCACCUUGUUCACCACGACACUAACCAAAGCAAAAAUUAAACAUGGCCCUAGGUUGCUUUGAAGCUCUGUUUUUAAUCAUUUUUUUCUGCCUUAUUGAUGCCCUUUGUUAGCUAGAGUCUAGAGUUUUUAUAUGAAGAAUUAAGCUUAACAGAGAUUUUAACAUGGUGAUCGCCCGACAGUGUGGUUUAUUAAUCUGUACAGCAUGAAUACAAUUUGCCAUCAUGAAGAAAAAGGCCAAAGGGGGGUGUCAGUGUACCCGUGGGAAGUUUAACGCACACAGAUUUUAUAGGAAAUAAAGUAUAUGCAAAUGAAUAAAGAAUGUUUGUGAUGAUUUCCUGAUGCCACAUCCUGUUGCCGAUGAAACACAGAGGUGCUCUUUGAUAACGUCUGCACUUACAGCUAGACGCUAGCUAGCUGAUCACAAGUCAGGUUUCUCUCCUUUGAGCUGAAAGAAGAAAUCAAAACCAUGUGACGCUUUUAUGAACAUCCUCACAGCUGGAUAUACAGCAACUUCUGCAUCUCAUGUUUUUUGUUUCUUUUUUUUAAACAAAUCAGGUACCGUUGAAAAGCUCAAUACUCUAUAUUUCAAGUUACGAUAUUUCUUCAGGUUUUAUUUGUUUGAAUAAAACAGCCUCCAAUCCGAAA